This is a messenger RNA of Nymphaea colorata (pocket water lily), 3701 nucleotides long. Its product is annotated as LRR receptor-like serine/threonine-protein kinase RPK2. The transcript has a single exon. The record is from RefSeq and is a predicted model, not a curated record. Lineage: Eukaryota; Viridiplantae; Streptophyta; Magnoliopsida; Nymphaeales; Nymphaeaceae. The coding region runs from base 145 to 3447 and encodes 1100 amino acids. Gene Ontology annotation, molecular function: ATP binding; protein kinase activity; protein binding. Gene Ontology annotation, cellular component: plasma membrane. Gene Ontology annotation, biological process: protein phosphorylation.
GCUUCUUUUUCCAAGUCUUCCUUUCUCUCUCUCUCCUCCUUCCUUCCUUCUGAUUCAGUGUGUGUGAGAGAGAGAUGGCCGUCUGCUGUUGCCGUUAGGGUUAGGGUUUUCUGAGCUGUGAGAGAAAGGGAGAGAGAGAUAGAGAUGAAUCGUCCUCCGAGAAGGCGACUCGGGGGAAACCUAACGCCGUCGGUCUGGUCGUUCCUUGUCCUACUGCUGCUGCUUCUUUUUCCCUGCCGGGGGCUAGCUGGAUCCGGCUGGCGUCGCGGCGAUGUUGUCGCCCUCCUGCGCCUCAAGGCCUCCCUCGACGACCCUGCGGGGAUACUAUCCAGCUGGAGCCCCUUGGAUGCCGAUGCCUGCGCCUGGUUCGGCGUCUCCUGCAACUCAGCUCGUCGAGUCAUCUCGCUGAACCUGACAGCUGGAGGAGGUAAGUCUUCUGGUCCCGUUGACUCUUGCUCGGCUCCGUUGGCGCGACCCCCGGUAUCAGGUGCUAAGCUUGCAGGAAAGGUUUCGCCGUCCGUCGGGAGCCUCACUGAGCUCAGGGUUCUGUCUUUUGCCUUCAACGACCUCUCUGGCGGGAUUCCACGGGAAAUCGGUGCCCUCCACCAGCUGGAGGUGCUUGAUCUCAGCUUCAAUCGGCUCUCUGGACCUAUUCCUAGUGAGAUUUCGAGCUGCGUAGGGUUGAAUUACGUCAAUUUGGCGGGGAAUAAGCUUAACGGAACGAUACCAGGGUCCCUGGGGUCCUUGCCGCGGUUAAGGGGGUUGUUUCUGGAGUUCAAUCGGUUUUCUGGAUCGAUUCCGGAAGAUCUGGGACGCAGUUGUGGGUACCUUGAGCGGCUUCAUCUUGCUGGAAACCGGUUAUCUGGCAGUAUUUCAGCGACACUAGGAAAUUGCCGGAAUCUGCGGUCGUUGUUGUUGUUCUCCAACAGUUUGGACGGCCCAAUUCCACCGGAACUGGGAAGGAUCUCUGCGCUUGAAACCCUGGACGUUUCAAGGAACAGCCUUAGCGGGCCAGUACCAUCAGAGCUUGGGAACUGCCUCCAACUGUCGAUCCUCGUCUUGACAAACGCCUACGAGUUACCAUCGCUCAACUCCUCUGUUUAUUCAGAUCUGGAGGAUGAUGACAAAGGAGAGUUCAAUUUCUUUGAAGGGGAAAUUCCCACCAACAUCACGUCGCUUCCUAAGCUUAAGAUCCUAUGGGCGCCUAACGCAAACUUGGUGGGCAGCAUCCCUUCCCAAUGGGGUGAUUGCAGCAGCUUGGAAAUAGUGAAUUUUGCACAGAAUCUCUUCAUUGGUGGCAUCCCUGCAGCUUUUGGGGACUGCAAGAAAAUGGUUUUUCUUGAUUUGAGCUCGAACCGAUUGACUGGCGGUCUCAGCGAUAGGCUUCCUCUGCCAUGUAUGGCUGGGUUUAAUGUCAGUAGGAAUCUACUGUCGGGUUCCGUGCCAAGGUUUAUCGAUGGUGGAUGUUCAAGUAAUUUAAGAGCAGCAAGCACGCAUGAUCCAUUUGAUUUUGGUUCUAUUUAUUCGUCAUUCUUUACUUGCAGUGCUUUGGUUGCUAGCUUGCUUCCUGCAAUUGGGGCGGACUAUGGUACUCUAUUUCAUGAUUUUACAGGAAAUAAUUUUAGUGGUGACAUUCCUUCUGUCCGGCUUGCCGUGGAUAGGUUGGGAAGGCUCCCAGUGUAUGCAUUUUUGGUUAGUGGUAAUCGUUUCAAUGGAUCGAUUUCUGCUGACUUAUUUGAGAUGUGCAAAGACCUCAGAGGGUUUAUUGUCAACUUUAGUGACAACCAAUUAUCUGGUGGUCUUCCUGCUGAAAUUGCUGGUUGGUGCAGCUCCCUCAGGGCAUUGGAUAUGUCCGGUAAUUCACUUGCAGGGGAAAUACCGUCCAGUUUUGGGAAUUUGAGUUCUUUAAUUAGCCUUGAUCUGAGCAGUAACAAGCUGACUGGUUCGAUUCCCAUGGAAUUGGGUCAUCUGAAGAAUUUGCAGUACCUCUCACUGGCAAGAAACAACUUGACUGGCAGAAUUCCCCCGGACAUUGCUCUGUUGCCGUUGCUGAGGGUCUUGGCACUUGAUUCUAAUGGCUUGUCAGGAGAGAUUCCCUGGCAGAUAACAAAAUUGAGGAAUUUGACUGUUCUUUUACUCGAUAAGAACAACCUCUCGGGCCAGAUACCUUCUGAUUUUGCUGAAGCGACUAGCCUUAUGUCAUUUAAUGUGUCCUUCAAUAACCUCUCUGGACCUGUACCAGUCAAUUUUAGUGCGAUUAAGUGUGACAGCAUUAUCGGAGACCCUCAUCUCAAGCAGUGCCAAAUUUCCCUAGUUGAAUUGGCAUCAACCCCUUCUGCUCAGCAGGGGCAAGGUGGGAGCCCAACAGAUUCUGCUUCUCCUCCAGUAAGUCCGUCCACUGGUUUUAGUCCUAUAGAGAUUGCAUCCAUUACAUCUGCAUCAGCUAUAGUUUUUGUUCUUUUGGUUCUUGUUCUUGUUCUUUUCUAUACAAGGAGGCGUGCGUCUAGGGCAGUUGGUCAGGUGCCUGGUAGAAGGGAAGUUGUCACUUUCUCGAACAUUGGAGUGACACUAACCUUCGAGAAUGUUGUGCGGGCGACUGGUGGUUUUAAUCCAAGCAAUUGCAUAGGUAAUGGGGGUUUUGGAGCUACAUACAAGGCCGAGAUCUCCCCAGGUGUCCUGGUUGCCAUAAAGAGGCUCUCUGUUGGGAGGUUUCAAGGUGUCCAACAGUUUGAAGCUGAGAUCAAGACCCUUGGAAGAGCACGACACCCAAAUUUGGUCACCUUAAUUGGUUUUCAUGCCAGCGAGACAGAGAUGUUUCUUAUAUACAAUUAUUUGCCGGGAGGUAAUCUAGAGAAAUUUAUCCAGGAGAGGUCUAAGAGAGCGGUAGAUUGGAGGAUGCUUCACAAGAUCGCUCUGGACAUUGCCCGAGCUCUCGCAUACUUGCACGACGAGUGUGUUCCUCGUGUUCUUCAUCGAGAUAUCAAGCCCAGCAAUAUACUUUUGGAUAACAAUUACACAGCUUAUCUUUCAGAUUUUGGGUUGGCUAGAUUACUGGGCACUUCUGAAACGCAUGCGACAACUGAUGUGGCCGGAACUUUUGGAUAUGUUGCUCCAGAAUAUGCCCUGACUUGCCGAGUUUCGGAUAAGGCUGAUGUUUAUAGCUAUGGUGUGGUGCUGAUGGAGUUGCUUUCUGAUAAGAAAGCGUUAGACCCAUCAUUUUCCUCCUAUGGGAAUGGGUUCAAUAUUGUUCAAUGGGCCUGCAUGGUUCUCAGGCACGGGAGGGCUCGCGAGUUUUUCACGGCGGGCCUUUGGGACGUAGGCCCCCAUGAUGAUUUAGUAGAGGUAUUGCACUUGGCUGUCAUGUGUACAGUUGAUUCCCUCUCAAUUCGGCCUACAAUGAAGCAAGUUGUCCAACGGUUGAAGCAACUUCAACUUCCCGCAUCCUAGGAAAUAGGUCCAAGUUUAACGGAUUCAACUUGUGCAGAAGAUGCCAGAGCUGUAUAUUCCCGGCCUCCACUGGAGCUUCUCAGAUUUUUGUCUGUGCUCUCUUUCCAUUAAAGGAUGUAAUAUGCAAGGAGUUUUCGUGUAAUCGACUGCUUUUUGUCCUAUAGUGUGCACUGAUGUUCACGUAGGAUUCCAAUGGUUUGUGAAAUAAACCACAAUUCUAACUUGUACUGUAAAUAAACUUCUUUGCUUAUUUA